UUGAUGAAGUAAUGAAAGAUCAUAGUGAGAAACCAGCAAGCUUAUGAGUAUGGCUACUACACAAGAAACUUUGUUAGACAAGCCAAGAAAAUCCCUUCCCAAAACAUUUUGGUUAAUUUUGUCUUUGGUUGCUAUCAUAAGCUCAUCAGCCCUUGUUAUUUCACAUUUGAAUAAACCAAUAUCCUUCUUUCACCUCUCCUCUGCUCCCCAUUUGUGUCAACUUGCAAUUGAUACAAAAUCAUGCUUAACUCAUGUCUCAGAAGUAUCUCAACAUCAAACCUUGCCAAACACAAAAGACCACAAAUUCAAUACUUUAAUAUCCUUGUUAACCAAGUCAACCACACACAUUAAAAAAACCAUGGACAAAGCCAAUGUUAUCAAACGCCGAGUUAACAGUCCUAAAGAGGAACUUGCUUUGAAUGACUGUGAGGAACUAAUGGACUUGUCAAUGGAUAGAGUUUGGAACUCAGUGUUGACACUAACUAAUAAUAACAUUGACUCACAGCAAAAUGCACACACAUGGCUAAGUACUGUGCUUACUAACCAUGUAACUUGCUUGGAUGGAUUAGAAGGUUCAUCUCUGGUUGUUAUGGAAAGUGAUCUUCAUGACUUGAUAUCAAGAGCUAGAAGCUCUCUCGCCGUGCUUGUCGCGGUUUUUCCUUCAAAAGAUAGUGAUGGAUUCAUUGAGGAGAAGUUGAAUGGAGACUUUCCUUCUUGGGUAACAAGUAAGGAUAGGAAACUUUUGGAGUCUUCAAUUGGAGACAUAAAGGCAAAUGUUGUGGUGGCUAAAGAUGGAAGUGGCAAGUUUAAGACUGUGGUUGAAGCUGUUGCAUCUGCACCAGAUAAUGGUAAUACUAGGUAUGUUAUCUAUGUGAAAAAGGGAAUCUACAAAGAGAAUGUAGAAAUUGGAAAGAAAAAGAAGAAUGUCAUGCUUGUAGGUGAUGGUAUGGAUGUAACAACAAUCACAGGCAGCUUGAAUGUCAUUGAUGGAUCAACCACUUUCAAAAGUGCAACUGUCGCUGCUGUUGGGGAUGGGUUUAUAGCUCAGGACAUUGGAUUCCAAAACACAGCAGGCCCAGAGAAGCACCAGGCAGUUGCUCUCCGAGUCGGUGCAGAUCAAUCCGUCAUCAACCGAUGCCGCAUUGACGCGUUUCAAGACACUCUCUAUGCACACUCCAACAGACAAUUUUACCGUGAUUCCUACAUUACCGGUACAGUUGACUUUAUCUUCGGGAACGCAGCUGUUGUAUUCCAGAAGAGCAAACUCGCGGCCCGAAGGCCCAUGAGCAACCAAAAAAACAUGGUCACAGCCCAAGGUAGAGAAGAUCCAAACCAAAACACUGCAACUUCAAUUCAACAAUGUGACGUAAUACCAAGCUCGGACCUCAAGCCCGUGGUGAGCUCGAUCAAAACAUACCUAGGCCGUCCAUGGAAGAAAUAUUCAAGGACUGUUGUUCUACAGUCCUUGAUAGACAACCACAUCGACCCAACUGGUUGGGCCGAAUGGAACGACGCGAGUAAGGACUUUCUACAAACAUUGUACUAUGGAGAAUACUUGAACAAUGGACCAGGUGCCGGUACCAGCAAGAGAGUGAAUUGGCCUGGUUAUCAUGUUAUCACAAGUGCAACAGAGGCUAGUAAGUUUACAGUAAAACAACUCAUCCAAGGUAAUGUUUGGUUGAAGAACACAGGAGUGGCUUUUAUUGAAGGCUUGUAGAUAUGAGCUUCAGCAACUUUGUACUGCUAUGUUUUGCAGGAACUAAAAUACAAAAAACUAUGCUUUAUGGCAGCAUAAUGAGGUUACCGAAAAAACAUUCUUACAUAGGAUGUUUCAAUAAUCUUUUAGUGGUAUUAUUGUAAUGAAUGUGUCAUGUCUGGAAAAUAAAUUUGUCUUACUCUUUACUCGUGCUUCAACCAUCCUAGUUUUAAAUAUUCCAAUAGACAGUUGUCAUCUUA
Molecule: messenger RNA, 1956 nt
Organism: Cicer arietinum (chickpea)
Lineage: Eukaryota; Viridiplantae; Streptophyta; Magnoliopsida; Fabales; Fabaceae
Product: pectinesterase-like
Biological process (GO): cell wall modification
Molecular function (GO): pectinesterase activity; enzyme inhibitor activity
Source: RefSeq, a predicted model, not a curated record